GCUCUGGAGUGGUGGUACACCACCGCAGAGGACGCGCUAGCUCGCGGCAAGGCGCUGGCGCCGCCCCCCCCGCCGCCCCCGCCUCGGCCGGUGCCCCCGCCCGCGGGUGUGGGCCUCCCGCCCGACCCCUCGGACUGCCCGGUGUGCAGGCACCGCACCACCAACCCCGCCACCAUCGCCACCUCCGGCUACGUCUUCUGCUACCCCUGCGCGCUGGGCGCUGUGAUGCAGCACGGCCGCUGCCCCGUGUCACACCUGCCCGCCUCGCUCGACCACAUACGCAAGCUGUAUGAGGCGUCGUAGGGGGCUGCGGUGAGAAGGAAGAAACCGAGAAGUCCGCAUGCCUGAAGCCCACAACCCAGGAAGUGCUGAGUGGGUGGGGUAGGCAUGUGGGUGAAAGAAGAAUACCCAGGUGUGUUUGCGGACAAUGGCAAACGAGGUGACAAGCCCUGGGGGAAUUGAUUUGAGGCAUGUGGGUGGGAGGCGGGUUGAAGGCGGUGGCAAUUAGCGUGGAGGCUCACUGGAGAUUACCGUACAUGAGUGCGAGGGGUGGGGUACAGGACAACAGGAGUAAAGAGUGUGCGAGUCGGAGGAGGGUGCUUUGCUGUGAAUGUCGCUUGUGGUGCUGCCGCCUCGGCUAAAGCCGUCGCGCGCCAGUAUUAAGGUGGAACUUGGCAAUGUAUCGCAGCGCUCUCAAGACGCAUUCCCUAUGCCGCGUGCAGUGUUUGUUGCGCGCUGCUAUCGUGACUUUGGAAGGCUGGAAGGGACUUGACGCUGACGCUGCAUAGUCAAAAUGGCUUUGCCUAGAGGGACGUAGGGAGGCAUGGUUCAGGAACUUUGGGUCUUGCUGAAGUCCUUCAGCACUUCUGCGUUAAUGGGCUUAGGGGGAAUUGAUGGUUUGUGAGUAGUGAAGUUCUUGCGGUCUGGCCAACAUUGCCAGCGGCGGGAAGAGAACCUGCGCUGCAUAGCGGUUCAUGAGAUUAUCGCCUGACAUUACCGGUAUGUGACUGAUUAUCCUGGCGUGUUGUUGCAGCGUGGCAAGCAGCAACCGGUAAAGGGCCGCAUGAACGCAGUCGCAGCCAUGCGCGCCAGAUUCACUGGGUGUUGCCGUACGGCCAAAAUUGGCUUUAGGCGAGAUUACAGGCCUACCUUCGUUCGG
This is a messenger RNA of Astrephomene gubernaculifera, 1159 nucleotides long. Lineage: Eukaryota; Viridiplantae; Chlorophyta; Chlorophyceae; Chlamydomonadales; Astrephomenaceae. The record is from the annotation of a GenBank genome assembly.